AUGCCCAAAUCCAUCCUCCUCAUCAACGGCCCCAACCUCAAUCUCCUGGGCACCCGCGAGCCGCACAUCUACGGCAGCACGACCCUAGCCGACGUCGAGGCCGCCAGCAAGGCGCACGCCGAGUCGCUCGGCGCCACGCUCGAGUCAUUCCAGUCUAACCACGAGGGCGCCAUCGUCGACCGCAUCCAGGCUGCCCGCGGCCGCGUCGACGGCAUCGUCAUCAACCCGGGCGCAUACACGCACACCUCCGUCGCCAUCCGCGACGCCCUCCUCGGCGUCGGCAUCCCGUUCAUCGAGCUGCAUGUGAGCAAUGUGCAUGCGCGCGAGCCCUGGCGGCACCAUAGCUAUUUCAGCGAUAAGGCGGCGGGGAUCAUUGUCGGAUUGGGGGUGUAUGGGUACCGGGUUGCGGUGGAGCAUGUGGCGGUGAAUUUUAAGGAGUUGGAAAAGGCGAAUCUGUGA
This is a messenger RNA of Aspergillus terreus NIH2624, 459 nucleotides long. Its product is annotated as type II 3-dehydroquinate dehydratase. Lineage: Eukaryota; Fungi; Ascomycota; Eurotiomycetes; Eurotiales; Aspergillaceae. The transcript has a single exon. The record is from RefSeq and is a predicted model, not a curated record. Gene Ontology annotation, biological process: quinate catabolic process. The coding region runs from base 1 to 459 and encodes 152 amino acids. Gene Ontology annotation, molecular function: 3-dehydroquinate dehydratase activity.